AGGACGUGCUGGGCACGGCCACGCGCUCCUACACCUGGAGGAAAUCCCUGGGUCACAACAGAAAGACACAUGAAAAGCCAUCCUUGACGUCUUUGCCCUAAAACGGCAACUGGGACGGGCUCUGAGCUCCACCUCCGUCUCUUCUCUUUGCCAGCAAAGAAGUCAAGUGGCAGCGCACCGCACCACCACUCCUUCUCUGGAGGACUCCUGAGCUCCCCUCGUGCCUUGCCCUGGGCUGCCCAGCCAGAGAAGAAUGUCCUGAGCUGGAUUUUGCAAGAUGGCAGCAAAUGAGAGCUUCAGUGCCGCCCACCCUGGAGAUCCCCAGCCUGGGGACCUGAUUGAGAUCUUUCGGCCAGCAUACCAGCACUGGGCUCUCUACCUGGGAGAUGGGUACAUCAUCAACGUAACACCUGUGGAGGAGGGACCGCCAGCCACAUUUGGCAGCGCCAAGUCGGUGUUCAGCCGAAAGGCCAUGGUGAGGAUGCAGCUUCUGAAGGAGGUGGUGGGAAACGACACCUACCGCAUCAACAACAAGUACGAUGGCACCUACGCUCCCCUCCCUCUGGAGGAGAUCAUCCGACGUGCCGAAUACCUCAUCAACCAGGAGGUGUCCUACGACUUGCUGGGAAACAAUUGCGAGCACUUCGUCACGCUGCUCCGCUAUGGCGAGGGGGUCUCUGAGCAGGUAGGCAACACAUGCUGCCCAGGGCCCAUCCUUGUGGGGUUGGCAUGGAGACGCUUAGUGUGUCUGUGCACUGUGGCACAGCUCCAGCUGUGUACAGUACAGCCCCUGGGCUGGGGUCCAAAUCAUCACAGGCUCACAAAAUACUCUGAACCAGGAGGCUCCCUGGGGCUGGGGUACUACUUUUGUUCAGCACAAGGAUGAAGGCAUGGGAUCGCUUACUCAUUUCAUUGCCCUGAUUAGCUCUACCUGCUCUUCAUUCAUGUGCUUAUGUUUUGCUCUCCCUCCGCAGGCCAACCGAGCCAUCAGUGCCAUCGGGUUUGUGACAGCGGCUGCAGGUGCCUUCUCUCUGCUGGGCCUGUUGCGGAGCCGGAGCCGAGAGAGGCAGUACUGAGAGGCCACCGGGCAAGAGAUGUCAGGCAGGAGCUGCUGGCGACACAGGGUGGUUCAUGCCCUUACUCCCAGCAGUGCCUCUCUCAGAGGGCAGCCCCAGUCUGUUUGCUACAGCCGCUGCCAUGGCAUCACCAGCAAUGUCUGGCAGCAUUCACGACUGAAUUAUUCUCACGCCUCAGGGAUCUGCUGAGGGUUUUGGCACAUGAACUGUUUUUACAGAAUGCAUCCUGUGGGCUUUCUAUGAAUAAUCUUUCCUAACCUGUGUGAAGGAGCAUUUUUACUUGUUUUUAACCUUUUUUGUUUUUAUCUCCUUACCAGAAGUAAUGCAGCAGCGCUGCUGUAGAGGCCUGUGCGAGACUAGAUAGAUGAUGAUGGAGCUCUUUUCCAACCAUAAUGAUUCUACAGUUCUAUGAUUAUAAAGAAAAACCUCAGGGCAGUCUUUGUGCCUGGAGCUGGGCCCAUUGCAGUGACCAGCAUGACAGACCCUUGUUCCAGCACAAGUCUUCUCCCAGCCAGCAGGACAGCACAGCCCAUGUCCCACACCUGGAGGUUGAGCUGCGUAACAUCUCCAUGCCUACAAAGUCUCACUGUCUCUGAGCACAAAGAUGGCAUGCAACUCAUCCUAGGAGAAAGGUUUUGAGUGGAAGUGUGAUUUAUGAUUCUUCAUGGAGAGUGUUCAGCUUGCAUGUUUGGAACUGUAUUUUUUUGCAGGUUGCAUAUAAGAAAUGAAAUCUAACUGUGCCUUCACCACGUGCAGCAUUCUGGAGAAAUAAGAGAAGGGAGCAAGAGCUGUCAGUAAGCAGCUUGCUAUUUUUGUCUGCUCUCACCAUGUAUAUAACUGGACCAGAAGCUUUUUUUAAACAAUGGUUGUUUCAGUGUUUGAAAUAACAAAGCCAAGCCUUCUGGUCAUAUUUUGUAGUUAAUACAAUGAAAUAAUAUUGUUGGUUGUUUUGUUUGCUUGUUUUUUUAACAUGGAAAAUGUAUUAAAAUAAAACUGGGCUCUUGGUAACAGAACCUGGAAGCCCUGUUCUAAUUUCCUGUAAAA
This is a messenger RNA of Tympanuchus pallidicinctus (lesser prairie-chicken), 2120 nucleotides long. It is a transcript of the gene PLAAT1, whose product is annotated as phospholipase A and acyltransferase 1. Gene Ontology annotation, molecular function: glycerophospholipid phospholipase A1 activity; A2-type glycerophospholipase activity. Gene Ontology annotation, cellular component: cytoplasm. The coding region runs from base 278 to 886 and encodes 202 amino acids. The record is from RefSeq and is a predicted model, not a curated record. The transcript has 3 exons. Gene Ontology annotation, biological process: N-acylphosphatidylethanolamine metabolic process. Lineage: Eukaryota; Metazoa; Chordata; Aves; Galliformes; Phasianidae.